UCUUGUUCCCGUUGCUAAUUUUCUUGAACUUGAAAAUGCCAACUCAUAUACAGGUCAUUCAUUUCGCUAAACUUCUAGUUGCAUCUCGGGGAGACUUUCCAACAUGACGGUUGGAAGUCAUCUACAGUCGCUGAAUGCUUACAUUAAUUAGCAAAAACUUCGUGUACAAAGUAUUCAAUAAUAUUUCUAUUUACAGAUAUCAUGUAUACUGUUUACAUAUUAUCUUUCAUUGUAAACGUAUUCGCCGCGACUGCGCAAAACGAUUAUUACAAAAGUGAAAUUUUUCAAGACGUAUUCGGUUACAAACCGUACAAAACCGUCGGUUCUAGUACAAUUAACGGCAACCAUUUUCCAACGUCAUAUUCUGAAGCACGUUUUCUGAAAACUUCAUCAAACCAAGAAAUUAUUCAACCGGGAUGCGGUACUGUUCCUGAUACCUGUCCAGAUACAAACUACCGAUCUUAUGAUGGUUCUUGUAAUAAUUUACGUAAUCCGAUUUGGGGUACACCGAAUACUCCAUAUAACAGAUUGUUACCAGCAAAUUACGAGGACGGUAUUCAGGAUCCCGUUUUGUCUAAAACCGGUAAAGAACUACCUCUGGCACGAUCAGUUAGCCUUUUAUUGUACCCCGAUGUUCCAAUCGAAGAUCCCAUAUUUACUUUAAACGCCAUGCAGUACGGACAAAUAAUAACGCACGAUCUAAGUAUGACUGCAGGAAGUACUCAAACACAACAUUACAAAACGAGAUGUUGUUCCGAAGAUGGUCAACUUUUGGAAUUGGCUGAUAUGCCUGAACAUUGUUUCCCAAUGCGUUUACCUCCCAACGAUCCGGCACAUCUAAAUGAUAACGUUAAAUGCAUGAGUUUCGAUAGAACAAUCACUAACAGGGAUAGAAAUUGUGUUAAAGGAAAUUCUCCAGCUGAACAGCUAACUUCAGUGAACCACUUCUUAGAUUUAUCGCUCGUAUACGGUAACGAUGAUGAAACAAAUCAUCAAUUGAGAGAAUUCAAAGGUGGUAGACUACGUUAUGAUACUAGAAAAGGUAAUCAAUGGCCGCCAAGAGCCUCCAACGCAUCAGGUACUUGUCGACUGAACAAACCUAAAGACGCUUGUUACUUCGCAGGUGACUCUCGAAUCAAUCAAAAUCCUCAACUAGCUCUUCUCCAUGUAAUCCUCCUGAGAGAACAUAACAGAAUAGCCGAUAAACUAUCCGAACUUAACCCCCAUUGGGACGACGAAACUACAUUCCAAGAAGCUAGGAAAAUUUGUAUAGCUGAACAUCAGUACAUUACGUAUUAUGAAUGGUUACCGUAUUUCAUUGGGGUCGAAAGGGCACUUGCUCACGGACUUAUUUGGAAAACGGAAGGUUUUGUUAACGAUUAUAAUGAAAACGUAGAUCCAACUGUUUUGAAUGAACAUUCGACGGCGGCAUUGAGAAAUUUCCAUACAUUGAUUGCUGGUAAACUUGAUUUAGUGACCGAAGAAAGAUAUUCCCAAUCUUUCAUGCGUUUCACAGAUGUCUUGAGACGUCCAUAUGUCAUCGAAAGCAAUAAUACUUUCGAUGAUCUACUUCGUGGGCUCACAUCGCAACCUCAAUCCGCAUCCGACCAAUUUCAUGAUAGUGAGAUAACUCAGUUUUUAUUUAGAGAAGAUAAUGAAACAUUUGGUAUCGAUUUACGAGCCACCGAUAUUCAGAGAAAUAGAGAUCACGGGUUGGGAUCUUAUAAUGACUAUAGGCAACUCUGGAAGAAACCCAGAGCUAAUACUUUCGAAGAUCUAUUAGACACCAUAAGUCAAGAGAACAUUUUGAAAUUGUCCCAACUGUACGAACAUCCGGAUGAUAUUGAUUUGAUUGUUGGGGGAUCUUUGGAAAAAAAUUUGAAAGAUGCUCUGGUCGGUCCCACUUUCUUAAAUAUUAUUAUCGAACAAUUUUACCGAACUAGGGUAGGGGACAGAUUUUGGUUUGAAAACAACGGACCUCUUGGAUUUACGUUGCCGCAACUACAGGAAAUUAGAAAAUCCAGUAUUUCGAAAUUGUUGUGCGAUAACGGACAUCACAUCGUUAACAUGCAACCAAGAGGAUUUGAAAAAAUAUCUCCAAGAAUGGUGGAUCUCACAGAUCCAUAG
Molecule: messenger RNA, 2127 nt
Organism: Diorhabda sublineata
Lineage: Eukaryota; Metazoa; Arthropoda; Insecta; Coleoptera; Chrysomelidae
Product: peroxidase-like
Exons: 10
Coding region: 202-2127 (641 amino acids)
Biological process (GO): response to oxidative stress
Molecular function (GO): heme binding; peroxidase activity
Source: RefSeq, a predicted model, not a curated record